Phoenix dactylifera (date palm) is the source of this 1848-nucleotide messenger RNA. Its product is annotated as tobamovirus multiplication protein 1-like. The record is from RefSeq and is a predicted model, not a curated record. NCBI's taxonomy places the organism in Eukaryota, Viridiplantae, Streptophyta, Magnoliopsida, Arecales, Arecaceae.
ACCGUUUAGGCCAUCUCUCCCCCGCUCCACCACUUGUUCACUCGGAUUCCCUCCUCCUCGUCCUCCUCCUCUUGCCGCUGCCCAAUCACCCACCUUCCUCCCUCUCUCCGCUUCUCUCCAACUAGAAUCCAAACACACCGCCAUCCUGAGAUACCCUAAUCGGAGCACCACGGCUCGGCGUUGCAACGAGAUUCGGAAAAUUUCCAUUUUUAGCUUCGAAUCGAACCCUUUUCGCCGUCAGAGUUCAAGAAUAGUUAAAAGGGAGUCUUUUUUUUCAAUCUCUAUAUGCCCCUAUUCUUUUCUCUGGGUUGGAAGAGAAGCAAAUGCUGUGGGGCGGAGCCAAGGGCGGGCUGGGUGACGGGAGAUGUCUGCCGCAGACAAUCGUGGCCGCCGGCGCCGUUCUUGCUGUCGUUGAUGGGGGCAUUGCAAUCGUGGCCUUCUUGCAGUUAUUGAGAAUUCACUUACAGAAUCAAGAACUUGGCUGGACUCGCCAAAAGAUUUUCCACCUCAUGAUUGGGUCGUCCAACUUAGGUUACUUGGCAUAUUUCAUAUUUACUCUUGUUGCUACUUGUGGGGGUUGGCUCUACUGGUCCGAUGGUUGUGGAUUUAUCUUGAUGGCUUGUCCUGAAAUUUUGUUUCUAGCUGCAUUUCUUCUGCUUUUGUCAUUUUGGGUUGACCUGUGCCAUCAGGCAAAUGAUGAAGAUGAAGAAGAUGAUGAAAGUAGUUAUAAUGAAGCUUUGUUGGAAAAGUCAGAGACUAAGUCAAGUUCAUUACACACAGAUGGUCAUAGGAGAUGUUGCUCUUUCCGGACUAUGCAUAUUGGAAACCAACAAAAGUUUGUGAUCUUGGUGAUUGUGCUGACUUUUGUUUUUAUGAUUGCAUAUGCUCUCCUAAUUUGGAUUGGUGGAGCCAAAAAUACUACUGAUUCUUCACUUGUGGCCAGGAUAUAUUUGGGCAUCUUUUCUGUCACUAUCCUUCUACCAGGUUGUGCUUUGGCAUGCUACGGACUACCGCUGUUCUCCAAAAUGAGCAAAAUAAGAUCUGAGAUGGCCUCAACUGAACUGUGGAAGGUUGCAAGUUUGGCAGCCCUCACUCUCGUGUGUUUCACAUUAUAUGCUGUACUAGCCCUUGCUACUAAUAUUCCUCUGCAGGUGCUGUCUUAUCGGCAUUCAGCAAAUUUGGACAGCACAAGCAGUUCAGUUCUAAUAUUUCUUUAUUACUUUAUAGGUUCAUCAGUGCCAUCAGGCUUCAUAUUGUGGGUCAUGAGAGAACUGCCUCCUCAUCUGGCAGCUCAUAGACCAGAAGAAUCGAGGGAGGUGACAUUUAUCAGGGAAAGUCUGAUAGAUACCCGUAAUCUUCAGUGGAGGACUGCUGUCACAUCAUCACAGAGUAAGGCUCUCAAAGCAAGCCCCAUAUAGCAACCUUGUCAGCUCAUAAUUCCUAGCUGAUUUAUGAGGGAACAGAGCAUUGCAACUGAAGCUGUGACUAGCUGAACCAACAGCACAAGGGUGGUGAUUGAGGCAUCGCACCAUGGUUCACUGCUUCUAUGGGGAUUAAUUGCAAUCAUAUGGAAAAGGACAGAUAAGCAUUCCACUUCUUAUAAAUAGGCAUGCAAAUAAUGAGACAGUCGAGCUGUAAUAUGUUGGCAGCUUCUGUGGGCAAGUUCUUGGUCAUAAUGCUUGUAAAUAACCAAGAUUUUUUUUUUUUUUUUUUUGGGGGGGGGGGGGGGGGGGCGUCAUUUUUACCAUGAGUUAACACUGUACUUGAUCAUACUCUUAUCUCCAAUUCUGCAUGUAAUCUGUUGUGCUAAUUACAGUAUCUUACUCUGUUGAAUAUGUGUUCAGUUCA